This is a messenger RNA of Megachile rotundata (alfalfa leafcutting bee), 1536 nucleotides long. RefSeq lists its product as uncharacterized. The record is from RefSeq and is a predicted model, not a curated record. Lineage: Eukaryota; Metazoa; Arthropoda; Insecta; Hymenoptera; Megachilidae.
AUGUAUCGGCAAAUCCUAAUACAUCCCGAAGAUCAGUCAUACCAGCUGAUGUUGUGGCGAUUUGCUCCAUCUGAGCCCAUGCAAACCUAUCAGCUUCGCACGGUCACUUAUGGAACAACUUCAGCCCCAUAUCAAGCACAAAGGGUUAUCUACCAGUUAGUGGAGGAUGAAGGCUCCAAUUUCCCCCUCGCGGUUCCAGCCUUACGAAAUGACCGUUACGUGGACGACAUAAUGUCGGGCGCAGAUACGAUCCAGGACGCUCUCGAAAAAAGGAAUCAAACCGCGGACUGUCUAGCGCGGGGCGGAUUUCUUCUCCGAAAACGGGCCAGUAAUGACCCUGAAAUCCUCACUGGAGUCGAUCCUGCCAAUCAUGGAUUUGUGCUCGAACGUCCAUUUGACCUUGACUCGAAAUUGAAGGUGCUAGAGCUGUGCUGGAAUCCCGCACGAGAUGAAUUUAAAAUUCACGUUUCUUUUGACCUUGAAUCGAAAUUGAAGGUGCUAGGGCUGUGCUGGAAUCCCGCACGAGAUGAAUUUACAAUUCACGUUUCUCUUCCGCCAUGGGAAACCCCUACCAAACGGCGAAUUUUAUCCCUCGUUGCUCAUCUCUUCGACUCGCUUGGUUGGCUAGCACCGGUCAUCUUAAUUCCAAAGAUUCUUCUACAAGACUUGUGGAAGUUCAAAAUAGGUUGGGACGAGAGUCUUUCUGAAGAGCUUGCGUCACGUUGGCUCACCUUCUAUGAACAAUUACCAAACCUGAAUGACCUCUCGAUACCCCGAUGGUCAGGGUACGAAAAUGCCACACGAAAUAUUCAUCUGCACGGCUUUUGCGAUGCAUCGGAACACGCCUACGCGGCAGUAGUGUAUUUGGUAGUUGACACUCCGACUGGGCGACGCGCACAAUUAGUGCUCGCACAAACGAAGGUCACGCCAGUAAAAACUCUUACCAUCCCUCGUCUCGAAUUGUGUGCUGCAACACUGUUGAUGCGCUGUAUCAAGAGCACCCUGCAAUCACUUCCGUUGGAAGUCACCUCCAUUCAUUACUGGAGCGACUCUACCAUCGUUUUAUGUUGGUUACAGAAACCUCCCUCCACCUUUAAAAUUUUUUUCGCUAAUCGAAUCGCCGCGAUUCAAACUGAGCUGCCAAUAGAGUGUUGGAAGCAUCUUCCGUCCGAAGACAACACUGCAGACUGCGCCUCUCGCGGUCUCCUUUCCGUCAAGUUUUCGACCUUCACAUUGUGGUGGCAAGGUCCUUCCUGGCUAGUUUUGGAUCAUUCAUCAUGGCCGAAGCAGGACCACCCCGCGCACUAUCGAGAGCCAAUACAUCCCGCAACAAAACCAAUAACUGCCCAUCGUAGUCAAGUGCAAUGGGACUUGCCCGACCAAAAGGUCGUGAAACGCAAAUAUAAAAUUGUUAUACGCAGAAGUGUUGUCGACGCGUCCGAUCCGCGUGAUCGCCAGGAAGAGAAGAAGGAACCUAUGCAAUGUGCAUCGACACGAGCGCCAAAAAACAAAAGAACAACGCAAUAUCAUUAUUAA